Molecule: messenger RNA, 1387 nt
Organism: Populus euphratica (Euphrates poplar)
Lineage: Eukaryota; Viridiplantae; Streptophyta; Magnoliopsida; Malpighiales; Salicaceae
Product: glycosyltransferase family 64 protein C4-like
Exons: 5
Coding region: 10-1002 (330 amino acids)
Cellular component (GO): membrane
Molecular function (GO): glycosyltransferase activity
Source: RefSeq, a predicted model, not a curated record
CGGGCGGUAAUGAGAGGGACGUUAUUGGCUAACCGUCGCGGGGUGCAGAGAUUCCGGCAACUCGCGAUCACAGCCGUUAAAUCGUCGAAGAUCAAGCUCCUUCUCCUAUGCUGCAUCGCGUUUACGGUACUCGUGGUCGGUACCCGCUGGUCCGAUUUUAUGGGAUGGACUGAUUACAGCGAUUCUGUUGAUCAGUUUCUUUUUCCAGAGAAAGGAUAUGCUAUUGUAAUGAACACAUGGAAAAGAUAUGAUCUGUUGAAGCAAUCCAUUUCUCACUAUUCAUCAUGUGCAGGGCUCAAAUCUAUACAUAUUGUGUGGAGUGAGCCCAAUCCUCCUUCAGAUUCUCUUUCCAAAUUUCUAAACCAUGUGGUAGAAUCAAAAACGAAAGGGCUGCAUAAAAUCAAAUUGAGUUUUGAUAUCAACAAGGAAGACAGCUUGAACAAUAGAUUCAAAGAAAUACCUGGAUUGAAGACAGAUGCUGUUUUUUCGAUUGAUGAUGAUGUUAUAUUUCCUUGUUCCUCUGUGGAGUUUGCUUUCAAGGUUUGGCAAAGUGCCCCAGAUGCAAUGGUGGGGUUUGUUCCUCGUGCCCAUUGGGUUGAUAAAUCGCAAGGAAAAAAAGAUUACUACACAUACGGUGGAUGGUGGUCUGUGUGGUGGACAGGCACUUACAGUAUGGUACUCUCAAAAGCAGCUUUUUUCAACAAGAAGUAUCUUAGGCUGUACACAAAUGAGAUGCCAGCAUCAAUCAAAGAAUUUGUGACCAAGAAUAGAAAUUGUGAAGAUAUUGCGAUGUCUUUUCUUGUUGCAAAUGCAACUGGUGCCCCCCCUAUAUGGGUGAAAGGUAAGAUACAUGAGAUUGGUUCGACUGGAAUUAGUAGCUUGGGAGGGCACAGCGAAAAAAGAACGAGAUGCCUCAAUAGAUUUGUUGCUGAGUUUGGGCGAAUGCCCCUGUUACCCACUACUGUUAAGGCUGUUGACAGCCGCAUUUCCUGGUUUUGGUGAUACUUGAGUUUCCACUAUAUUUAAUUGCAAUAUUUCCACUUUUUCUGGCAAUCCUUCCAGUGAUUGCAGUUCUUUUUAUUUCGAGUUGUGCAACGCUAUGUUCUACCCUACUGGUCUCUUUCCGAGAUGGAAGCUAGAUCAGCGUGACGCCCCAGAAUGUUUACUUGUAUUCUUACCAUAUAGCGUAACUACUAGGGAGUCGAAGUUUGAGAUGGUUACCCUUUUGUCUUCUGAUGCUGUAAUUUUGGUUUAGAACGGGCCGCCAUCGCUGUAAUUUUGACUAUCCUAGGCUAAAUCAUACAUAAGAUUUUGAUGGUGUGCUCUGUUACGCCAUACUUGUCAAUGAGCAGCAGAAUUAAAUAAAUGCAUCUUGUCAUAUUCUGUA